Molecule: messenger RNA, 711 nt
Organism: Condylura cristata (star-nosed mole)
Lineage: Eukaryota; Metazoa; Chordata; Mammalia; Eulipotyphla; Talpidae
Gene: RHEX
Product: chromosome unknown open reading frame, human C1orf186
Exons: 6
Coding region: 1-690 (229 amino acids)
Cellular component (GO): plasma membrane
Source: RefSeq, a predicted model, not a curated record
AUGGAGACUGUUGCUAAAACAGACCCAGGAACCAUCUCUCUGUACCCUAAACAAAGGUUCCUGGAGCUCCUGAUGACAGUGCAUGGAGGACAGGCGCCCAGUAGUUCCUCCAUUUCGCCUCCUACCACCCCCAAGCAGCAGCAAGACACUAGCCACCCGAUCUCCACUGUCCCGGAAUUGUUCUUCGUGCAAAAAAUGGAGCUCUGGCACGCCUUGGUGAUCGCGGCUGUGUCCGUGUCCCUGCAGGCUGGCCUCCUGGUGGUCAUCUACUACCUGCUCAGCCGGCGCCUAGCCAGGCACAGUGAGAAUAUACUGAAAGAGGUCAGACCGCAGGACGUCAUGCCCAGCCCUGCCGACCAGCCCCCACCUGGUGCCCAGGUGACUCAGGCAGAAAGAAGCACCCCUGAGUCUGAUCUGCACUAUAGACAUGACAGCGACACAUCCUCAGGCAGCUCCAGCAGCUCUGGCAGCUCACCUCCCACCUGUCAGGGCAUCAAAGAUAUGAAUUACACACAUGUCGUCUUUCCAGACCCUGAGAGACUGAAAACUGAAUCUACAUUGGACUAUGAAAACAUAAAGGAAGACAAAGAUUAUGUCAAUAUGAACCCCCAAAUUUGCAAGCCCACCGUCUGGACUUUUGUGAAUCCUGCUGUGUCUGAGCCAGUGGAAUACACUCAGGUGGCCAUGUGAAUUUUAAUGUGCUAUUUGCUC